Messenger RNA from Apiotrichum porosum, 2181 nucleotides. RefSeq lists its product as uncharacterized. Lineage: Eukaryota; Fungi; Basidiomycota; Tremellomycetes; Trichosporonales; Trichosporonaceae. Gene Ontology annotation, cellular component: cytosol; aminoacyl-tRNA synthetase multienzyme complex. The record is from RefSeq and is a predicted model, not a curated record. Gene Ontology annotation, molecular function: ATP binding; methionine-tRNA ligase activity. The transcript is spliced from 8 exons. Bases 1 to 2181 code for a protein of 726 amino acids. Gene Ontology annotation, biological process: methionyl-tRNA aminoacylation.
AUGUCCGACAGGAAUAUCCGCCAGGCCGAGGGCCUCCUCAUGAAGAUUACCAACAAGGAGGACGGUCCUAUUCUCCCAGUCGAGGGCGAGAACAAUGUCCUCAUCACCUCCGCUCUCCCUUACGUCAACAACGUCCCCCACCUGGGUAACAUUAUCGGCUCGACCCUCUCGGCUGAUGUGUUCGCCCGUUACAACCGCACCCUCAACAACCCCACCCUCUACGUCUGUGGUACCGACGAGUACGGUACUGCUACCGAGACCAAGGCUCUCGAGGAGGGCAUCACGCCCCUGGAGCUCACCACCAAGUUCAACAAGCUGCACACUGAGGUUUACGAGUUCUUUGAGAUUGGCUUCGACCAGUGGGGUCGUACUUCGUGGCCCGAGCAGACUGAGGUCACCCAGGACAUUUACAGGCAUAUCCACAAGAACGGCUUCAUGCAGCUCGAGACCGCCGACCAGACCUACUGCGAGGACGACAAGCUCUUCCUUGCCGACCGCUUCGUGGAGGGUACCUGCCCCCAGUGUGGCUACGACGAUGCUCGUGGAGACCAGUGCGACAAGUGUGGUCUUACCUUCUCGUCGCCCACCGAGCUGAAGGACCCUCGCUGCAAGAGGAAUAAGAACCACAAGCUCUCGGUUCGCCCCUCGACCCACUCGUGCAUCCGUCUCAACGCUAUCCAGCCCCAGCUCGAGGAGUGGAUGCAGGCGCAGCGCGCCAAGGCCAAGUGGGGUACCAACGCCGUCAUCACCGAGAAGGGCGAGAUUGUUGAGCCCCGCAUGCGCGACGGUCUCCGUCCCUCUGCCGUCACUCGUGACCUCAAGUGGGGUGUCAAGGUCCCUUCGGUCGGCGACGCUGAGGAGGAUGCCAAGCUGGCCGACAAGGUCAUUUACGUCUGGUUCGACGCCCCGAUCGGUUACAUCUCCAUGACCAAGGCCUACACCGACAAGUGGCAGCAGUGGUGGAUGAACCCCGAGAACGUUCAGCUCUACCAGUUCAUGGGCAAGGACAAUGUCUACUUCCACACCGUUCUUUUCCCCUCGAUGCUCAUCGCCGACGGCCGUAACUGGACCAAGCUCCACAACAUCUCGAGCACCCAGUACCUCAACUACGAGGACACCAAGUUCUCCAAGUCGCGUGGUAUCGGAGUCUUUGGUAACAACGCCGCCCAGACCGGCCAGCCCGCCUCUGUCUGGCGUUACUACCUCCUCUCGCAGCGCCCUGAGACUGGCGACACCUCGUUCCAGUGGUCCAAGUUCAUUGCGGCCGUCAACAACGAGCUGCUUGCCAACCUCGGCAACUUUAUCAACCGCGCCAUCAAGUUUGUCAACGCCAAGUACGACUCGGUCGUUCCUGGCCCCGCGGGCUUCGAGGGUGGCGAGGUCAAGAUUGACGUUGCUGCCGAGACCUCGGACUACGCGAAGCUUGACGCCGAGUUUGUUGCCGACGUUAACACCAAGCUGGCCGAGUACCGCGAGUUCAUGCACCUUACCAAGCUCCGCCAGGGUCUUCAGACCGCCAUGAGCAUCUCGGCCCGUGGUAACCAGUACCUCCAGGACAGCGGUCUUGACAACGCUCUCUUCGCCAACCAGCCCGAGCGCUGCGGCCAGGUGCUCCUCAACGCUGUCAACCUCAUCUACCUCCUUUCCGCCCUCUUCCACCCCUUCAUGCCCACCGCCUCGGCCGGCAUGAUUGAGCAGCUCAACGCCCCCGCUCGCUCGCUCCCCACUGCCUUCUCGAUCGACAUCCUCCCUGGCCACAAGCUCGGCAAGGCUGCCCACCUGUUCAAGCGCAUCGACAACACCAACGGCGAGCAGGAGGCCAAGUGGCAGAAGCAGUUCGGUGGUUUCCAGGACCCCACCUCGGAGGCUGCCGCCGCCUCCAUUGCCGCUGCCAACGGUAAGGCCACCCCUCCUCCCAAGGGCGCCGCCGACCACAAGGCCAACUGGGCCCAGUCUCAGAACCAGAAGAAGAAGGCUGCUGCCGCCGCUGUCGACGCCGCCAAGUCGCCCGAGGAGCGCGAGCUUGAGACCAAGCUCGAGGCCCAGACCAAGAUUGUCAAGGAGAUUCGCCUCGGCCGCGCCGAGGGUGAUGUUGAGAAGGAGACCGCCCAGGUCAAGUCGAUCAAGUCUGAGCUCGCCGAGCUCCGCAAGAAGCUCAAGGCGGCUAAGAUCUCGGCGUAA